This is a messenger RNA of Bactrocera neohumeralis, 4734 nucleotides long. RefSeq lists its product as uncharacterized. The transcript is spliced from 3 exons. Gene Ontology annotation, molecular function: metalloendopeptidase activity. Gene Ontology annotation, biological process: protein processing. The record is from RefSeq and is a predicted model, not a curated record. The coding region runs from base 123 to 4526 and encodes 1467 amino acids. Gene Ontology annotation, cellular component: plasma membrane. Lineage: Eukaryota; Metazoa; Arthropoda; Insecta; Diptera; Tephritidae.
AUUGCAUAGACGAAACUAAUCACAGCAACAGUUUCGCACUUCGGGCGUCAGCGACGGCAUUCAGUACGCUGUGGAACUUAGUACACAAACUUACAACGUAAAGCAAAGCGAACGACUGGACUAUGCUUGAGGCCAGACUAUGGAACAGUAUUAUCCUAGUGUUUUGGAUUGCCAUCGUCGCAGGUGCAGAACGAAAUCAUCCGACAAUAUUACGCAAACGCAACGAAAUGACCAGGUACAUGAAUUUGCACGCCAAUCCGUGUAAGGACUUUUACGAAUUCGCCUGCGGCAGUUGGGAACAACCUUACGUACAAACACGAUACGAGCAGCCGAUACUGAAAGAUAUGGAAAUUUAUUUACGUACGAAAGUGGAUCACGAUUUGCGCAAUAUGCUGCAGGAACAAACUAAAUUGGAGGAUGGCUUGAAUGGACGUAAAUUAAAAGAUUUUUAUAUAUCCUGUACGGCGGCCGAACGGAAUGGCGUCGCACAACAGGAAUACUUCAGUCAGAUGAUCGAAAAGCAUGGUGGCUUCCCAGCGAUACCGGGUUCCAAUUGGCACAUGCGGAGCAAUAACUACAAUUGGCAAGAUGUGGUGGGCACGUUGCGCUUUCAAUACGGCAUGAAUAUAUUGGUGGGUGUGAAGAUUGGCGUCAAUUAUUUGUACCCUUUCGAGGAUAGCGUCUACUUGAGCGAACCGGACACCUUUAUACCGCCGGAACUGUGUAGUGCGGAGGGUACCAAUAGAACGGACUUACGUUCCGAAGAGUAUGCGAUAAUUGAAAAUGAAGUGGCCGAAAAUCUCAGCAUGUGGCUAACGCUUGAUAUGGAGAAGGCGCAAGUGAUUGCCUCCGAUUUGGUGGCGUUUGAGUUUAAACUUUGCACCGGUAUAAAGAGAUGGGAUAUCAGCCAACUUGCCGUGAACAGCAGUUAUAAUAGUGAUAUACGCAAGACGCUUUACGAUUUUACAUAUCAAUACGAUAAUAAAAUCGACUUUGUCGCGGCCACUUUUGGCACACAAAUACAAAAACCCGUAUUCAUGGGUAACGAGGCGUACUACAAGCAGCUUGUUAAAACCCUGGACUCUACAAAUAAGACGACAAUCGCAAACUACAUUAUGUAUCAGACAUUGGCGGCCUUAAGUUUCCCACAUACGGAUCAGCCGAGUAGUCGUGCUUUGUUCUGUUUGGAAAAGGCAAAGCGCUACUUUCCGAAAUUUCUCGGUGAGAUGUAUCACAGAAAUUAUGUGAAUGUUGCUGCUAGGGAUGAUGUGGUCAACAUGUUCGACAAAUUGAAAGAAUCUUUCCGCCAGAGUUUACAAAUACCCUGGAUCAGGGAGCAUACACGCCGCAUUGCUGAGAGCAAACUGGCAGAGAUGCAUCUGGCCUUCCCCUACUAUGGCAAAAUGGAAACAAGUAGUAUAAACAUAAAUCGCAGCGAUUAUUGGCACAACUUGGAUAUACUAAUGAAAGAUCGACAAGAGGCGCAAUUCCAACGCAUUUUCCCGCCACCACAUCCGAAUAUGUUUGAUCAAGUAGAAUCGUACGAAACGAACAUUUUCUAUAGAUCACAACAUACACGCUUCGAAAUGGGUUGGGGACUACUGCAGGAACCGCUCUAUCUUACGCAGUAUCCGAACUCGAUGCGUUACGCUGCGAUCGGUCAUAAGCUAUCCUCGCUGUUGGCCAGCGCCUUCGAUGACAUCUCGUGGAGCACAUCGCCUAACGGUGUAUUAAAUUGGGAUCAGACUACAGCUACGGAGUAUCGCAAUCGUAGCGAAUGUUUCCGUCAACAGAUCAGCAAUUAUCUCUACAAUGAUCCCGCGUUGUUUGCAAAUACUACACUCUUGCGCCAAAUAAUAGCACAAAGUGCUGGUUUAAAUGUAGCAUUCGACGCUUAUUUGAAUUGGUUGGCAUUUCAACAGCCCACUGACGAUCACGAGACGCUAUUGAGAGAAACUCUGCCCGAAUUCAACUUCACCAACACACAACUGUUUUUUAUUGCCUUCGCGCAAAAACAUUGUAGCGCUGGCGAUGCGGGCUCACGGCGGUCCAGUACGAAGGGAUCCGCGCGCACACUCAGUCCACUUGAACGGCAUACGAUCGAACGCUACCUAGUCAACGGACCGCUGAGAAAUUAUAAUGAAUUCGCGCGAGACUUUGGCUGUCCGAUGGGCGUGGAGAUGAAUCCGCCGGAUAAAUGUGUUAUUUAUUACCUGCGAAGAGAAAGUAUAUGUGAGAUAGCUAUGUGCUCGCUCAAGCGCCUUGGCGAUUAUUUUAUAAUAAAGCUCAGCUUAUCAGCAAAAUGUGCUGUUGUUGGAGACGUUGGUGUAGACAGCAAAAUUAUGGUUUUUGAAAGUAUUGAAACAUUUUCAACACUUCAGUACUGUUUCCAGUCUGACUACGACAAAAUGCAUAACACUGGAGCGCUGACCCGAGUUUUACCGCUAACUUUAAGCUGCAUAUUGGCUUUAUGCAGUCUUGUGCCGCAAGCUGUGGCGGAACGCGGCACAAAUGGACGCGAAAGGGAGGAGCAAAUCAUGCGCAAUGCCAAGGCAGCAGAGGUACUCAGAUAUAUGAACCGACAGGCCGAUCCAUGCAAUAACUUUUAUGACUUUGCAUGCGGCAAUUGGGCGUCACAUCAACCGACAUUGUUGGAGGGUGAUGCGCCGAUAUCCGUACAAAGUCAGUUGGCGCAACGCGUACGAAAGGACGUACAAAUGCUGCUCGAUGCCGAUGCACGCGGCAAGGGUAGGACGAAUUUGGAUGAGCGUAAAGUUAAGGAGUUCUACAAGUCGUGUAUAGUAGUCGAACGCUCUUCGUCGUUACAGCAAGCCUUCCUCAUGAAUUUCAUAAAGGAAUAUCACGGCCUGCCGUUGCUAGCGGGCACCAACUGGAAUAUGAACUAUGACUGGGUGCAGGUAGUUGCGCGUUUGCGUUUGAACUAUGGUUUCGACUAUCUGAUUGGUAUGGAAGUGGUGACGAGUGAGCAUUCGCUACCAGGCAAAGCGGUGAUACAAUUGACCGAACCGGCGACGUCAUUGUUACCGCGACACUUGUGCAGCGCAGGUGCUACUUUGGAUACGAGGGUUGCUGAAAAACUUACUGCGCAAUUGCAAACUGAAAUCGCCUUGGACUUACAGUCUUGGUUUGGGCUGAAAGAUGACGAAACGGAACGCGUCGCUGGCGAUAUUAUACGUUUCGAGCUCGAAUUAUGCCAAUAUAUGAGAGAGGCUGAAUCAUUGCCGCCAUCCGAGAAUGAUGAGCCCGAACCGAAUGUUUAUGAGGGACGAGAUUUGGCGAGCCUUUCAAAGAAAUUUGGUAACAUAAUCAAUUUCAGAAAGUAUUUGGAAACCAGUCUCAACUCAACCGUUGCAAACUCGGAGAUCGUCAUGAAAUCAACGAGUUAUUUUAAACAUUUGGCACGCAUAGCUCGCUCAAACCCGAGACCAACGCUAACCAAUUACAUAAUGUAUCGCGCACUGGCGGAAAUCAACUUUCCACGCAAUGAAACUAGUACUCCAAGAGCGGGACACUGCGCGCAAUUGGUCAUGCGCUUCUUCCCCAAAGUUGUCGGUGAGAUAUAUAAGAAUAAAUAUCAACGUAGCGAAAUUAGAAGCGAUGCUGAACAACUUUUCGACAAAAUCAAAGGCACUUUGAGGGAAUCUUUAAAUGUAAAUGAUUUAUCGGAAAAUGCACAGGGAGCGUUGCGUAACAAACUGCUGGCAUUUGAGAGGUUACUCUUCCCCAUCUACAAGGGUGUCAACUUACGUGACCUGCCGCUAGAACACACCAAUUUCUGGCAGAAACAAGAUAUCGCCAUGAAGUUUAAGGGAUACAAAGAGCGUCAGCGUUUCUAUGGUGGCGAUCCCGAGUUGGAUGAAAGCCUCGUCGAAGCGUUUGAUGUGCGUAUGCAGUUGCUGGAUAAUGGCAUCAUGACCGGUUGGGGACUGCUACAACCGCCCUUCUAUGAUUACAAUUACGCCAAGUCUUUAAAGUAUGCGUUGCUGGGUCCACUUAUUGCGCGUGAACUGGCGGCCGCCUUAAUACCCGAUGAGCUGGAGACAGAGCUUACACGCGAUGACUCGAUUAUGGAAAUUUUCAACAAUGUGACCGAAUGCUAUCGCACGCAAUACAGCAACUACUUGUAUAAUAUACCGAAUGUAUUCUACAAUGCCAGCAAAUUGGGUGAGCUAAUGACAGAUAGCGCUGGCUUGAAUAUAGCUUUCAAGACCUAUCUCGAUUGGCUGGCUGGGGUGGAUUCGAGUGAACGACAAAUAUUGUUGCGUGAAACCCUGCCAGGUGUGGACUUUACCAAUACACAGUUAUUUUUCAUCAUUUUCGCGCAAUCCCGUUGCCAUGCCAAAUAUGUCAAGGAAAUGCCGCCAACAUUUCUACCGCUGGAUACGCACACAGAAGAACUCUUCAAUGUUAAUGGCGUCUUGGGAAAUAAUGUGGAGUUUGCGCGUGAAUUUGGCUGUGCGCUGGGCACGGAUAUGAACCCAGAUGACAAAUGUACUUUGUUUUGAAUUUAGAAAAUUAAAGUCCAAGCAGCAAAACUUUUAAUGAUUUUUUGCUCGAUUUGCCUUUUGGACUCGUAUUCGAACAGUUGCAGUUUUGUGCUUAAAACUGGACCAUAAGAUCCGAAAAUUGUAUAUCAGAAGAGCUCUUGUUUAUUUAUAAUAUGGUAUGUUUCAAAAAUAAAUUUUUCAUGAAAAUUUAACCCAUGAAUUUUAA